Molecule: messenger RNA, 1791 nt
Organism: Pyricularia oryzae 70-15
Lineage: Eukaryota; Fungi; Ascomycota; Sordariomycetes; Magnaporthales; Pyriculariaceae
Product: uricase
Exons: 4
Coding region: 307-1194 (295 amino acids)
Biological process (GO): urate catabolic process; purine nucleobase catabolic process
Cellular component (GO): peroxisome
Molecular function (GO): urate oxidase activity
Source: RefSeq, a predicted model, not a curated record
AACAACACAUCCUGGGCUGGAGCAUUGAUUAAUCUUUAGGUUUUCGUGUCUCUCUCGAGAUCAUGUGCAACUGGGUAGCUGCAUUGGUAGUGUUUUGUUCUCAAUAUUAAACAGAUGAAAAACCAAAAUAUUCUCCCUCAUUCUCUCGUUUUCGCACCUCAUUUUCUGAGAGUUUUAGUAGUAUUUUGAAUAACCGAGGGUAUAUAUUCGAGAACAACAACAACUGCUGCUACAACAACAACCCACUUCCCUACAACAGUAUCAAGGUAGCCUCAUAAUCUAUUCUAGUGCUUUAUUUACGCAACUAUGCCUUCACUAUCUGCAGCCCGGUACGGCAAGGACAAUGUCCGCGUCUACAAGGUUCACAGGAAUGCAGAGACGGGACAGCAGAGCGUCACAGAGAUGACCGUAUGCUGCCUGCUGGAGGGCGAGAUCGACGCAUCCUUCACAAAGGCCGACAACAGCGUGGUCGUUGCCACCGAUUCCAUCAAGAACACCAUCUACAUCAAGGCCCGGGAAACCCCCGUGAAUCCUCCGGAGCUCUACGCCUCCAUUCUGGGCCAGCACUUUAUCGACACGUACCCGCACAUUCACACGGCCCACGUCGACGUGAUCGUGCACCGCUGGACCCGCAUGACUAUCGACGGCCAGCCGCACCCGCACUCCUUCUUUCGGGACGGGCAGGAGACCCGCACCGUCGGCGCCGUGGUCCGCCGCGGCUCUGGCCUCGCCCUCCGGAGCGGCAUCGCGGGUCUGUCGGUGCUCAAGAGCACGGGCUCGGCCUUCCACGGCUUCGUGCGCGACGAGUUCACCACCCUGCCCGAGACGUGGGACCGCAUCCUCUCGACCGACGUCGACUGCGGCUGGUCGUGGAAGUCCUUCCCGGACCUCGACGCCGUCAAGGCCAUCGUGCCCAAGUUCGACCAGGCCUGGGAGGACGCCAGGUCCAUCACCAUGAAGACGUUUGCUACUGACGAUAGCGCCUCGGUCCAGGCCACCAUGUACAAGAUGUGUGAGCAGAUCCUCGAGGCUGCACCCGAGGUCGAGAAGACGGACUACUCGCUGCCAAACAAGCACUACUUUGAAGUUGACCUCAGUUGGCACAAGGGUCUGGCAAACACAGGAAAGGAUGCCGAGGUUUACGUGCCUCAGUCGGGGCCCAAUGGUCUCAUCAAGUGCGAGGUUAGCCGCUAAAGGUAGCAUUGCUUGUGGGAUUAUUGUUGUUGAUUGCAAGUUACCAGUCCGAACUGAAGUUUCUUGAAUACUCUUUGGUUAUAUCAUAGUCUUAUGCAUGCGCCACUGGACACAAAUAUAGGUUAGCAUAUAUAGCAGCGUGACAGAGGGUUUAUCUCCCAUGAACGGCAAACAAAAACCGUAAGGACUCUAAAGCCCUAAACUGGCUAUGCAUUUUUUUUUUCAGCCCAGUUCAACCUCUUCAGGUCAAAACAAGCCCCGGCCUUGAUACUGUACUGACGAGAUAUCGAGAUCGUAGAUUGUCAGCUUUAGCCUGGUGACCUUUGUGCUGAAAGCCAGCUGUUUUUAAUCUGCCUUCAAAUCGGCUUAGUCGAGUAAGCCCCUGUGUCGUAGAAUGGAAGGAUAUUGCUCCAGAGGUCAGCUUCUUGCCAACAGCUACCAUCGUGGAAACCGCCUAUGUGGACCUCAAUAUUUCGUAGAUAGAAUACAAUUUAUGUCAUAUAAAGCAACAGGGUAUGAUACAUAUCCGGGCUCAACGGUUUUUGCCAGAUGUCAAGCCUUGGGACCCGACGUUUAUCCAGUCAGCCAGGCCCCCGA